Clavispora lusitaniae ATCC 42720 is the source of this 840-nucleotide messenger RNA. RefSeq lists its product as uncharacterized. Lineage: Eukaryota; Fungi; Ascomycota; Pichiomycetes; Serinales; Metschnikowiaceae. The record is from RefSeq and is a predicted model, not a curated record.
AUGUCGAUGAUUCCAGGCACUUUCCCCUCUGUGCCAUAUGCAUCCGAGGAAACCGAAGAUGCAUCGAUGUCUUUUUCUGCUGCCACAUUGUCUGAUAUGGAUCAACCGUACCAAAGCAAGUUCUCUGAGCGAGAAAACGCUAGCAGACGGGUUUUUUUCCAACGCCACAUGAUUCUUCAGCUCAGCACCCUCGCAUACUUUCUUAUGGGUUUCCAGUUCGUGCGCUACUUCCGAUGGGCAUGUUUUGUCCCUUUUCUUAUGCAUUUAAUGGUGCACUUUCAAAUGCAAGUGGGCAGUGUUGUUCGUGGCGACAACACGGGUGCAAAUUUCCUUCUGCAGACACUUGACCAACAGCAGGCUGUGGCCAACCGUAGUGGGAUUCCUUUCGACCGUGCAGCCGCCACUACUCGCGCCAUUGCUACCGUCUGGCUUUGCCUCUACUGGAAAAGUCUUAUCACAGCGGCAUGGCAUGUGGUUUUCGUUGUGGCGUGGUUGCGGCCGCAGGCUGACGUUGAAGGCAUAACCAAGCUCACUCAGAACCUGUGGCUUUUCUUCCUGCUCUUGGGGGAUACAUGGGACUACUACUCCAAAGACGACCCAUUGUGGCUUCGGCUAUGGAACUUGCGGCUUGUGGGCGCAGUGACGCUUGAUGUUGCCAUUCUGCUUAUUCAGCUAUGUCUAUUUCAAUGUGUGUACUUGCAAGCAGAAAACUCACCGCGGGGAUUGAGGUUGAACGAACAGGAAAUCAAUAUUCUUCGAGUGAAACCUGCGGCGCUGGCGCCAAAAGGAGCCGUACUUCAUAUCCGGUUAUAUCAAGCAUUAGAAGGCAGUUGGGAUUGA